CAUAAUGUUCCACUGUUUCGCUUGACUUUGAAAAAAAGAAACAAGAAAUAAAAGGAUCUAUGAUCGAUCAUUGAAAAAUGCGUUUUUCGAUGGACUGAUCGAAUCCCGUUCGUUUUUACCGAAUUUCAUUGGAUGUCGGUUGCAUAUUGGAUAAGUUGACGAUAGUCGAUUGACAUUUAAAUAAUUAUCGACACCGGAACGUCAUCGAGAAAGUUGGCAGUAUUUGUCGCGCUCGUACGGUGCGAAACUUCUGCGAUCACUGUUGCUCGGGUUAUUGAUUUCUAGCUGAUAUGCUUCAUGAAAACAAAAAUGUUUUGAUUGGUGAUCUGUGACUGUUGAACGACAGUAUGAUCUUUCAUGUAUAGAAAUGGCAGAAACUGAUCCACAAUUGAAACGACUUUUACUUCCGGCAGAAGAGACAUUGUUUGAACAGUUACUAAGAUUCGGCUUAUAUAUUGGCGCAGUAUUCCAAGUUAUAUGUUUAUUGGCCAUUGUUGUUUAUCAGGCCGGUCCGUCUGAUGGUAUUGCUGCAUUAAAGGAUGACCCAAGUGAUGUGGAAUGUUCAGAAAACAGUCCUCAAGUUACUCCUAGAAGACCACAUCGGCCACGAAAGCAAGAAAAAAAGAAAAGACGUUGAAUUAUCUUGCUUCCAGUAUAAAAAGUCUAUGACUUAAUAAUCUUUGCCUAUGUGUCAAAUAGACUGCCUUUAGAUAUUAUUAUUAUUAUUAUCAUUUGUGUAAUGUAUUCCAUGAGUAUUUAUUAAUCUAUCAAAGACCAUAUGUGAUCUGUAUUUAUACUUGACUUUUUAUAACUAUUUUCAUUGAGAUCAUAAAUAUUGUUUGAAUACUUCCAUCAUUCCAGAAAUAUUUUAAAAAAUGUUCUUAAUAGUACAAAUAUUAAAUAAAAAUUGUUCUUGUAAAAUAA
Messenger RNA from Nomia melanderi (Alkali bee), 924 nucleotides. Its product is annotated as protein MANBAL. Lineage: Eukaryota; Metazoa; Arthropoda; Insecta; Hymenoptera; Halictidae. The record is from RefSeq and is a predicted model, not a curated record. Gene Ontology annotation, cellular component: membrane.